UAGAUGAUAGAUGUUUGUGUCUAUAUAACCACACGCUUAUCGCCCUCUCAGUCACUCACACACACUCACUCACACAGAGAGGAGAAGAAACACAAGAGAGAGAGGAAUGGCGAAAUCACCAGAAGUAGAGCACCCACAAAAGGCUUUUGGCUAUGCUGCCAGAGAUGGCUCUGGAUUCCUCACACCUUUCCAUUUCUCUCGAAGGGAAAAUCGUGAUGAGGAUGUUACUGUCAAAAUCCUCUACUGUGGAAUUUGUCACUCGGACUUGCAUUCUGCGAGGAAUGAAUGGGGUUCUGCCACUUAUCCUAUGGUUCCAGGGCAUGAAAUUAUAGGAGUUGUGACCAGAAUUGGGAAAGGUGUGAAGAAAUUCAAAGUGGGGCAAAGGGUUGGGGUCGGAGUCAUGGUGGGUGCAUGCAAGUCUUGCGAGACCUGCCACCAGAACUCAGAGAAUUACUGUCCUGAGAUAGUAUUUACCUAUAACUCUAUCAACUUUGAUGGGACAAAAACUUAUGGUGGUUAUUCUGAUAUGAUUGUUGUGGAUGAACACUUUGUGCUAAGCAUCCCUGAGAGCCUGCCGUCUGAUGCUGCUGCACCGCUGCUAUGCGCGGGGGUCACAAUAUACAGCCCGAUGAAAUAUUAUGGAAUGACUGAGCCUGGGAAGCACUUGGGGAUUGCAGGACUUGGUGGACUUGGUCAUGUUGCUGUGAAACUUGGUAAGGCCUUUGGGUUGAAAGUCACUGUUAUUAGCUCAUCCCCAGAUAAGAGGAGUGAAGCAAUUGAUAGGCUUGGGGCUGAUGGCUUCAUUGUUACCAAAGACCCUGCACAAGUGAAGGAAGCCGUGGGUACGAUGGAUUACAUCUUUGACACAAUUUCUGCAGUUCAUGCCCUGACUCCACUUCUUGAUAUGCUGAAGACUAAUGGAAAGCUAGUCACUUUGGGCUUGCCUGAGAAGCCUCUAGAUCUGACUAUCUUUCCCUUAGUUUUGGGGCGAAAGCUUGUGGGAGGAAGUAACAUAGGAGGGAUCAAGGAUACCCAGGAUAUGCUAGAGCUUUGCGCAAAGCACAACAUCACUGCAGAUAUUGAAUUAAUCAAGAUACAAGAUGUGAACACAGCCAUGGAUAGGCUUGCCAAAGGUGAUGUCAAGUACCGAUUUGUGAUUGAUGUGGGCAACUCUUUGUCACAGUAGAUCUGCUGCUUUGAAGGUGUUGAUGGGAUUUGGUUUCUCUCCCAAUUUGACAAGUAUAGAUGAGAAUAAGUUUUGAGAGUUAUUACUACUACUGUGCUGUGUGUGUGGUAAUAUACUGAUAAACAUCAAGCUAAUGCUUUUGCUUUGCGGUACUUGUGAUUAUGUUAUUUCAGUUUGUUUUGUUAAUCUGAGAAACUGCUUAUGUAAUAUGUAAUUGUGUGGUCUUUUCUUAUGGGCUUUUAGGUCCCGUUUGGGAGAACGGAUGGGAAAUGGCAGCGGAUAUGCUGCUGUUUCCGCUCAAAAAUUUAAUGAUGCUAAUAUCUAUUGAGAGUAUUUUUAUUACAAA
Tripterygium wilfordii is the source of this 1532-nucleotide messenger RNA. Its product is annotated as probable cinnamyl alcohol dehydrogenase 9. The record is from RefSeq and is a predicted model, not a curated record. Gene Ontology annotation, molecular function: cinnamyl-alcohol dehydrogenase activity; zinc ion binding. Lineage: Eukaryota; Viridiplantae; Streptophyta; Magnoliopsida; Celastrales; Celastraceae. The coding region runs from base 107 to 1186 and encodes 359 amino acids. Gene Ontology annotation, biological process: lignin biosynthetic process. The transcript is spliced from 5 exons.